This is a messenger RNA of Sinocyclocheilus rhinocerous, 2115 nucleotides long. RefSeq names its product transcription factor E2-alpha-like. Gene Ontology annotation, cellular component: chromatin; transcription regulator complex. Lineage: Eukaryota; Metazoa; Chordata; Actinopteri; Cypriniformes; Cyprinidae. Gene Ontology annotation, biological process: regulation of transcription by RNA polymerase II. The transcript has 15 exons. Gene Ontology annotation, molecular function: DNA-binding transcription factor activity, RNA polymerase II-specific; protein dimerization activity; RNA polymerase II cis-regulatory region sequence-specific DNA binding. The annotation marks the transcript as partial. The record is from RefSeq and is a predicted model, not a curated record.
AGUUUCUGGUGUCUUUUGCAGGGAAAUCUGAAAGAGGAUACCCCGUUACUCAGCCGCAGCUCUUGCCCGCUGAUAUUAGCGAUGGCCUUUCUCCUCCGGGAAUGAAAGUCUCUUCUCAGUUCUACAAUCUUCACCGCCGGAGGCUCGCCGACUCCAGCAUAGAUCCACUGCCCAAGAAGAUCCGGAAGGUUCCUUCUGGCCUGCCGUCGUCUGUGUCUUCGGUGAGUGUUGAUGUGCCCUCAUUAGUGUCUGAGUCCAGAUUAUCAUGCCACGUGCCGGCUGCUGAAAUCGAACCCAUUCAUUCCUCCUCAUUUCAAUGCAGAGCAAAAUGGAAAUCUGAAAGAGGAUACCCCGUUACUCAGCCGCAGCUCUUGCCCGCUGAUAUUAGCGAUGGCCUUUCUCCUCCGGGAAUGAAAGUCUCUUCUCAGUUCUACAAUCUUCACCGCCGGAGGCUCGCCGACUCCAGCAUAGAUGGACUUCCGGAUCAUUGGGGACAGUCUGGUUAUCCUCCUGUCAUGAGUAACUCUCCUCACAUCGCUCAGCCGGCUCCGUUCCCCUCCAUAAACACACAGAUCUAUCCCUCUGACAAUAACGGCAGCAGCUACUCCCCGAGUCCCUCCACUCCUGUGGGCUCUCCUUCAAACGUUGCUGCUUCUGCAUCUCAGUGGCCCAAAAGCUCCUCUCAGUCUGCGCCGUCGCCCGGUUUUGAGCCAGGAUUGCAGGCGCCGAGUAAGAUGGAUGACCGUCUGGGUGAAGCGCUGCAAGUGUUGAGUCAUUAUGCGGUGGGUGCAGACAUGCACAGUUUACUGAGCGCAGCCGUCUCUGGACAUCCGGCUGGUGCAGCGGCCCUGGGCUCCAUCAGUCAGGCCUUCGGGCUCGCCAGCCGUCUGCCAGGCCUGAUGUCAAAUCACAGUGAUGAUGCCGCAGGUUUACCACAGUCCAGUGCUCUGCUGCAGGGACACCACGCCCCCCAUCAGGCCCCUCCCACUUCCCAGUCCGACACCUUUACCAGUCUUUCUCUGCCUCACUCCUCUCACUCAUCCAGCUCGGAUAUAAAGCGGGAAGAUAAGGAAGAUGAUGAGAACCUGUCUAUUGCAGAUAAAUCAGAGGAUGAGAAGAAAGACGGGAAAAGCCACACGCGAUCGAGUCAAGAUGAUGAUGAAGAAGAUGAUGAGGAUUUGCCGAUUGAGGUGAAGGCAGAGCGGGAGAAAGAGCGGCGCGUGGCCAAUAACGCCCGUGAGCGUUUGCGUGUUCGCGACAUCAACGAGGCCUUCAAAGAACUGGGCCGCAUGUGCCAGCUGCACAUGAACAAUGAGAAACCUCAGACCAAACUGCUCGUCCUUCACCAGGCCGUAAACGUUAUUCUCAACCUGGAGCAGCAAGUGCGAGAGCGUAAUCUGAACCCGAAGGCUGCGUGUCUGAAGAGGAGAGAGGAGGAGAAGGUCACAGGAGAUGCGCAGAUGCUGUCAGGUCUGAGUGGAGACGGACACAGCCAUAUGUAACGCUCAGAUCCUGACAUAAGGAAGCUCUCCGUCGACGUGGCCUUAUCUUCCCGUUCUUGUUCCAGAGUCCACACACACACACUCUCUCUCACACACACACACACACACUCGCACACUCACACACACGUGAUUUAUAUAUGAUAAACAGAUGUGUUGAAGACUCACAUGCACACAGUAACUUCCCGAGCCGCUCGUUGUGCUCGUGAUCAUGGACCAUCGGUGGAAAUCAGCGUCUGCGGGUCCGGACCGUCCUGCUGUUUGAUGCUGCGGCGUUCCAUUUACAGUGUGCUGUUAUAUAGCACACACACCCAUGAGCCUUUGUAUUCAACACAAGGUCAAGCUCCGCUGCGGGAACAGAUUCCUUUUUUUUUUUUUGUAGUUCAUGUAUUCGAGUUUGACUUUCUUUUGUACCGAUUUGUGUUUAUGAUGUAGAAAGAAAUGUUCAGUUUUGAUACGCAAUGUUUGUGGUUCUGUUUGGGGAUCGCCACUAAUGCGUGAAUCCCACAAAACUGCCCAUAUUUCACCUCUAAAAACAAGAGAAAUUAUAUCAAAUUCAUUUUUUAAGGAAAAUUAAGCCUGUUUUAAUGGAACAUUAAGAUUUUUCAUUUUUAUG